GUUAAACUAAAAUUCGAUGUGAAAAAAACUUACGUUCCAUAAAAUUAAUUACAUAAAGUGAUAAAACAUUUCGUGAUACACAGAAUUAAAUAAACCAGGCAAAAGAAAUAUAAUCAAGGAUGGAUGAUUAUGGUUGUCAUAACGUCGAACUAUACAUAUACGAUAUGACGCAAGGAAUGGCGAGAAUGAUGUCACCACUACUUUUAGGACGUCAAGUAGAUGGAAUUUGGCAUACAGCAGUGGUUGUGUUUGGACGAGAAUAUUUCUAUGGUAGCCAUGGAAUUAGUGCUGUUCCACCGGGUUCAGUUUCGAUUCUCGGAAGUCCAACAAAAGUUGAGAAAAUUGGUGAAACUUUUAUUCCAUAUCAAGUAUUUAAGGAUUAUUUGAGAGGUCUAGCCGACAGUUCAUUUAGGGGAUCGUGUUACUCACUUUUGAAGCAUAAUUGCAACACAUUCUCGGAAGAUUUAUGUCAAUUUUUAUGCGGUGCCUCUAUUCCUAAAUAUAUUUUAGAUUUACCACAAGAAUUUCUCUCAACGCCAUUGGGUCAAAGUUUGGGACCGUUAAUUGAAAGCUUAGGUCAAAGAACGGACGGAUAUUCAAAUUUUUCUUUCGAGUCACAGAUAACUACACCAGUACGUUCGCCAUCACCUGAUUAUAUCGAAAUUAAUACACAGAUUGAACAACUAAGAGAACAAUCGUCAGCAUUAGAAGAGCGUCGUCAACAGAGCCUUGAUAAGAUCGCCAAGAAAGAACGCAAAAGAGAAAAGAAAAGGAAUAAAGAAAGGAAACAGUCAAAUAAGGUUACAUUCAGUGAUAGUAGUGAAUAUAAUUCAACAGGAAUGUCUGAGAUUGAAGAAGCAAAUGGCACAACCGAAAGUCCAGUCAUCAAUUCAGAGAUGUUACCAUCUGAGAAAGUAUUAGAGGAAGAAGCUGAAGAGCGAAGACUCGAGGAAGAGAAAAAGAAGAAUCGCGAACCACCAAUUGUCUUUAAGGAAAUUGAUCCAAAAUAUGAAUUAGAAGAGUUAGUAAAAUUAGUGGAUGGGAACUUAUCAGAAGAAGAGCAACUUGCACUGGAAGAACUGCAUCAAUAUCUCUUACUUGGGGAUGGAUGUUGGGCACUCAGUGACUUAUUCUUGGUAUUUGUUGGACGAGUUUUAAGAGAUCCUCAAAUAUCAACGGAAGCACGUGUUCAUUUAUUGCGAUCACUAGCAUAUGCCGCCCUAAAGGAUGAUAUCAUUUUAUUACUUCAUCAAGACAGACGCGAUCAUGUUAUGAUGAAUUAUUUAUUGGAUAUUGAAAAGAUUAAGCCGGAAGAGCAACAGGCAGUUGCGUUGUUUGCUAAUAAUUUAUUUGAGAACACAAAUGCUUCCGAAUGGUUGUUAUACAUAAGCGAAUGGCCUUCUGGUAGUCAGCAAGUAUCAAAUAUCCGUGCAACAACAAAAGUUGUCGUGCAUUGCCUGUUGUCACCAUGCCCAAAACUUCAAGAAUUGGGAACAGCAUUAACAUACAAUUUGGGCAUUAAGGAAGUAAAGACUGUUGUAAAGUAUCAAAGUUUCAAGCUUCUUAUGUUAUUAUUUCUGUAGCAACACGAAAGUUUUGGUGGUGGGAGCAAGUCACACCUGCCACACAAUUUUUCAUGUUCUGCAAUUUUAUUUUUUAUUUUUUGAUGUCUUAAAAUUUCUUAAAACGCAUUUUCGAUAUUUUUUCUUAAUUUUUCGGUCACUUCCACUGAAAAAUCUAACAACUAACAUCUUCUGUCUAUCUAUUGGAUGUUUAUAAUUAAUUUCGAGAAAUAUUGAGGCCAAAAUUUGUCCCUUCUGUUAUUUCUUUUUAAAAGAAACUUCGUCAUGCUAAAAAGUUGAGGCAAAUCUUGCCCAAAGGCUCCUUAUCAAAGGUAUUUGAUGAUAUUGCCAUAGAAAUCACAAUGGCGAUUUUACAAUUCUUAAAUUCUAAUCCAUCGGAGGAAUAUUUAUUCAGGGUAUUGAAAGCCUUAUCGAAGUUUGUCUAUGUAUCAGCAGAUAUCCCACAGUUUGUUCAAAUGAUUGGACCAAAUCCCAAAGAUUUCCGAGGCAAGAGUGACAGAUGCGAUCAAUUAAUUGAUAUAAUUGUUAAGAAAGUUCGCUAGUUCAAAAUAAAUCAUUCAUGGCAAUUAUCUAUCAUUAUUAUUAUAACUUGCAAUUGUUAGAUUCUAUAACAUUUUACUAAUAUAAAAAAAUAUAUAUAAAAUGAAAUGGGAAGGUUAAAUAAGUUGGACAUUUAAUUGAUUUAAUAUGGUUCUUUCAUUUGGGAUAUAUUUAUACAAAAUCUUUUCUGCAUUUUUUGUAUUGAGUCAAUUUUAAUUUUUUUUUGCAUUCUAAUAAAGGAGAAAAAAAGUUUUAAAUUUAUGAACCAUUUAUGGAGUUUUUAUUCUGUAAAAAAUUGUUUUGCUUAAUGUUAUUUGAAUUUAAUAGCUAGCAAUGAACCUUGCUACAUAGCUCGUUUAGGAUGAAAGACACCAUUAUUGUGUCUUAACGUCUUGAACAGGCUGCUCUUUAACUGGUUUAUAACCUAGAAUCUAAGUACUCUACAGGCUUUCCUAAUAUCAUAGCAUGUAUUACAGCCAUGACGCUGCUAUGGC
Molecule: messenger RNA, 2617 nt
Organism: Chironomus riparius
Lineage: Eukaryota; Metazoa; Arthropoda; Insecta; Diptera; Chironomidae
Source: the annotation of a GenBank genome assembly